CGCAACUAUUCAGAGCAGUUCAGAGCUGUUAGCUUUUACGUAAAUUUGUUAGGCUUUGGUUUAACACAAUAGUUUACACAGGGUUAUUUGUGUAUUUAAAUUGGUUUGAUCCUGACUUAACAAAGUCCCUCGAUGCCUCGCGACAGCUGUCACUCAACGAGUUGAAUCCGCAAUGAGGGACUUUGACAAGUUACAUAGGGUUUCAUCCAACCUUUGAUCAAGUUUUGAUGAUAACAAAGAUUGAGAUUUACUCGGAGUUGACUUCUUUUUCGCAUUUACUCUUUUCCGCCGCAUUCACUCAAGUCUUCAAAGAAAAAUGACUGAAAACCACUCACAAGACUUCAACACUUCACUCCCGCUCAACUCACCAACCAAUUUCAAUAAUCCAAUGUCUUCAAGUCUACCUAACACUACUUCUCCUACUUCAACUCGCCCGUUAGGAUCCUCAUUUGAUGACAAUAACAUUAGCCCUUCCUCUCGAUUGGCCCCUCAUCACCUGCAAGCACCCACUCCUCAAGAAUCCAAAAGACGCCGCUAUCGUAUACCAAGAAGUUGUGAUCGUUGUCGUAGUAGUAAGAUUAAAUGCGUUUUCGAGGAUGGUCGAUGUGCUGCUUGCGCUGCCUCGGGCGUACCUUGUACUUUCGCAAAUCCUGGUAGUCUCAAGGAGCGCCCUCCUACUCAAAAGGACGUCGAACACCUUCAGGCUCGUAUUCGUUCUCUCGAGCGGCUCAUACAUGCAGUGGCUCCGUCUUUAGACCUCAACAACUUACCAAACGUAGACAAGCUCGACACGCUUCCUCACUUAAACACGCCCGCUCCUAGUUCAAGCAGUGGGGAUCGAGCAAAUGCUACCUCAGACGCUCAACCCUCGUCUCUUCCUCAACAGCUGACCGACUCGAAUAAUGACAAAGCUGAUCCUCCCGUCACUCCAAUCUGGUCUUCUGCUCACUGGUCACAAGUCGAUAAAAACCCAUCCAACGGAAGAUUUGUUGGGAUUACCUUCGAGUCUGCUCACUAUGUCGGAACAAAUGGCGUUUUCAGCCUCCCGGAUUGUGCCGCUACCCAAGCUGGGGCUCACGUACCAAUGACGAGCACUACGUCUGGUGAACUGUCACCAGUAGAUAAGAUCAUUCGCAAUCAAUAUCAACAACGAAUCUUUGCCACUCAGCGGUUUUAUCCUGAACCAGACCUGGAGCACCAUCUGCUGUCUCUCUAUUUCACUCACGUCCAUCUACAAAAUCCUCUUCUGCACCCACCCACCUUUCUUCAGCUUCACGCAUCUGGUCUAGCUCAAACCGAGACGUCGUUCAGGUCAUUGUGUCUAUUUGUAUUUGCUCUGGCCAGUCGUUUUUCAGAUGAUCCUAGGGUUCGUCUUGACAUAGACGGCAGUCAGCAUCCUAGUCCACAAGUAGCUGGAUUGCGUUAUUGUUAUUCUGCGGUUUCUUAUCUUUAUAGGCCGAUAGCCACCCCCGCGACUCUUUUCGAUCUUCAGGCAUAUGUCUUACUCUGUGUGUAUUCGCUUGGUACCGUCAGUCCUAUGUCGACUUGGUCGAUCGCUGGAAUUGGAUUGCAAAGGGCGCAGGAAGUUGGAGCCCAUCGUGAACACAGUCAUAUUUGGAAAACCGAUAAGCUGCGAGAUCAUCUGCGUCGCAAGGCCUUUUUUCACCUCAAUCAACUUGACAACUCGCUCAGUUCAAUUCUUGGAAGAACAGCUUAUAUGCAAGAAGAAGACUAUGAUCUCGCUCCAAUUGAUCCCGAUAUGGACGAGACGUUUGGAACCUUCACUUCUUACGGUCAAGAGGGACCAUUGUCUUCACAGGCAGCCAUCGAUUUGAAUCGAAGCUACAUGGCGUUGGCUACGGGGAGUGCAGGCAAAGCUUCGGUUCUUCCCUUGUUGAACGCUUUUCAUGCCAGGCGUGACAAGGCCGAAGACAGUAACCUUUUAGCCACAGUGAAGCCUCUGGUGAAAAAAAUCGAUGCUGGUCUCAAUUUAUGGUAUUCAAAUCUGCCCAACAAUCUGCGUCAAACACACGUCACUCCAGAUUAUCUGUUGGCCUCGGUGACCGUCUUGACACAAUAUCACCAUCAUCGUCAUAUUGUUCAUCGUGUUUUAUUCGAUUGUUCGACCGAAGAAGAAUCAUCUAUGUCAAUAUGUGUAUCUGCGGCCAGCUCCGUUAUCCACUUGACGCAAAAACUACGCCAACCUAACCUACUACGACACGCCUUUAUCUGGGCACCUAUACGUGUCGCAUCAGCCGCAAUUGUAUUAAUUUGCUCUAUUCGUAAAGAAAGACACACUAUCAGUGAAGCUGAGGCUGAACUACGUCGCCGGGACAUCAACGUCGCGCUUGACAUCUUGAAUGAGCUGGCCCCAAGUACCUACAUGGCUGAAACCUCAGCGAAGGCUACAGAGCGUCUCUUAGCAUUAUUGGGCUUGGUAGAAAAGUCAGAUACCCCGCCUGGACACACCUUUGAUCCUUCACAGAUCACCAAUGCAGCUUUCGACUUUUCACCGAUGAACAUGCUUCCGGGUGAGCCAACGUUUAGUAUGUGGCAUAACGAAUUCUCUGGAGGCCCUUCCCUGAACUUGUGGCCAAAUAAUUCGUCUGGUGGAACACAAUGAUCGCGUUCCGUGCAAUUUUCUACCGCUCUUGUGAAAAGUUGCGAUAUUUUUCUAUUUUCUGUUGGUGAUUGAAUUGGUCAUUUAUUGCUGAAGGGUUCGGUGGUUUCAUUGUUUAUUUUUUCCCUUGACACCGCAAGUGUGUGAACUGUAUUGUACAUUUUCGGUUAGGACUUGAAGGAAAGUUGAGGUUUUAGAUUUUUCAUUUUGAUUUGAGAUUGGACGUGAUCUAUACAAAGCAUAUCUAAGUCCCGGAUCGUUUUUUAAAAAGGAACUGUUUUGGAAAAGCAAGGUAUUGGUGUACUUACUUCUGUUGAUACAGCCAUUACAUAUAGCUUGGCAAGAUGUGUUCAAUGUGUUUGCUUUAGGAUUAGAGAAUCAGGAUGGCAGUUGUAAAAAGAUAAAGAAGUUUCUUUGACAAUGCAUUUCUAAAAUCUCUGU
This is a messenger RNA of Melampsora larici-populina 98AG31, 3061 nucleotides long. RefSeq lists its product as uncharacterized. The record is from RefSeq and is a predicted model, not a curated record. Gene Ontology annotation, molecular function: DNA-binding transcription factor activity, RNA polymerase II-specific; zinc ion binding; DNA binding. Bases 317 to 2623 code for a protein of 768 amino acids. Gene Ontology annotation, biological process: regulation of DNA-templated transcription; DNA-templated transcription. Lineage: Eukaryota; Fungi; Basidiomycota; Pucciniomycetes; Pucciniales; Melampsoraceae. The transcript has 8 exons.